This is a messenger RNA of Oikopleura dioica, 414 nucleotides long. The record is from the annotation of a GenBank genome assembly. NCBI's taxonomy places the organism in Eukaryota, Metazoa, Chordata, Appendicularia, Copelata, Oikopleuridae.
AUGCCGAGUGAAUCGAGAAAGAAGUCAGGAUUUGGGGGCUUUCAACCUUCAUAUAGGGGAACUAUAUUCGAUCACCCCUUGGUUCAAAAAGCACGAAGAGGAAUGCCAUCAGAAACGUCAUCGAAUAAUUUGAAUUCGCUGAGGUCACAGUCGAUGGGAAAUUUGCCUCCAAUGAAGACUGAAUAUACUUAUCGAUUCGAAGGCGAAAAAUAUAAUAUUCCGAAAUAUGAGAAAAAAGACAAGCCGAUUGAUCCCUGGAAUCUCGAUGCAAUGGUCGAGCAAAAACUAAAACGAACGAAAACGACCCUUAACUUCCGUCGAGGAGCCCUGCCUGCAUAUGGCGGUCACGUGCCUGGAUACAAGUUUCGCUUUGGCGAGAGUUUUGCUGCUCUUUCUGUCAGAAUUCCGAAAUAA